UAAACCAGAGUUAAACUGCAGCUCAGAUCUUCUGAAGGAGGAAGAACCUACAGGCUCCUCACCUGGGACCAGUUUCAUUUCACUGGAAACAACUGGAAAGAAAACUUCAUCCACGUUUCUUCAGUCAGAGACGAAUCAAAGAGACGACAGACGAGCCACAGACAGCAGAGGACGGUGGAUGAGGAGCAGCCAUGUCAGUUGACCUGAGCGUCCUGCAGAGCGGCAGAGGAGCAGAGGGGGGGGCGGCGCUGGCGACUCUGGAGGAACAGCUGAUCUGUCCCCUCUGCCUGGAGCUGUUCCACAAGCCGGUGGUGAUUCUGCCGUGUCAGCACAACCUGUGCAGGAAGUGUGCUAACGAGCUGUACCAGCCCUCUCUGUUCCAGGCUCGAACCACCAUGACGGUGAACAGCGGUCGGUUCCGCUGUCCGUCCUGCAGACACGAGGUCGUGCUGGAUCGCCACGGCGUCUACAGCCUCCAGAGGAACCUGCUGGUGGAGAACAUCAUCGACGUCUACAAACAGGAAGUCAUCAACAGCUCCAGCAACGCCAGCAGUGCCCCCCCGCCCCCCCCGCCUGCUGCCCAGCUGACGUGUCCGGAGCACGAGGGCGAGAAGCUGAACAUCUACUGCCUCAGCUGCCGGGUUCCGACCUGCUCCCUGUGCAAAGUGUUCGGGGCUCACGGGUCGUGUGAGGUCGCUCCUCUGACCGACGUCUACCAGCAGCACAAGGAGGAGCUGAGUGAAGGAGUCAGUUCUCUGGUGUCGGUGAACGAGCGAGUCCAGGUUCUGAUCCUCGAGCUGGAGGAGACCUGCAGGAACAUCCAGCAGAACUGUUCGGCUCAGAAACAGAACGUCUGCGACGGGUUCGACCGGAUGAAGUCGAUCCUGGGAGAGAGACACAAGGCGAUGACUCAGCAAAUCAGCUCCGAGCAGGAGGAGAAGACGGGCCACGCCCAGGCUUUGGUGCGUUGCUAUGGGGACAGCGUGGAGGCCAACGCCAAGCUGAUGGAGCGAGCAGCGAGCGCCAUGGAGGAGCCGGACACGGCUGCGUUCGUCCAGAAUUCCAGAGAGCUCAUCACAAAGGUGAUGACAGCCACCAGCUCCUGUCCGACCGAGACCCUGAAGCCAGGUUACGAGAAGCUGAGCCCGUACGAGUUUAACUUCAUCACACAGGAGCGAGCGCUGAGGAGCAUCGACUUCCUGAGAGCUGUGGAGGAUGUUCCUGAAGAACCGGAUGUGGAACCAGAAGAACCCAGAGAACUUUCUGAACUAAAGCACCAUCAGGAUCCGUCCGUCCAGAACCUGGAAUCUGGAGCAGAAGCAGUUAAAGAGACGACAUCAGCCCCAGAGGAACCAGCUCCAGAUCCAGAGCUGCUGAGAGGCCGUGAGGAACCUGCAGGGGGCGACCUGCAGCCUGACCACGCUGAGGAGAACCAUGGAGAAUCAGGGCCGAUCAUCAAGAAGGAGGAAGAGGAGGAGGAGGAGGAGGAGAGAGAGGAGGGAGGUGCAGCUCCGGACUCCAUUAAAGACACAACCGUCUGUGAACAGGAGGGAAUGAGCAAACAACAGGCUUUCACUCUGCUCUUCUACCUGUUGGCCUUCCUGCUCAUCCUUCAGAACGUGUGGGCGUACAUCGGCUGCUUCAUCUGCACAUGACCUCUCAGAUGGAGGAUGAGACCAGGAGUCCUGCUGAGACCAGCCCUCCCUCCUCUUCCUCC
This is a messenger RNA of Limanda limanda (common dab), 1717 nucleotides long. RefSeq names its product tripartite motif containing 101 (gene trim101). Gene Ontology annotation, molecular function: zinc ion binding. The transcript is spliced from 12 exons. NCBI's taxonomy places the organism in Eukaryota, Metazoa, Chordata, Actinopteri, Pleuronectiformes, Pleuronectidae. The coding region runs from base 192 to 1655 and encodes 487 amino acids. The record is from RefSeq and is a predicted model, not a curated record.